Molecule: messenger RNA, 2067 nt
Organism: Salvelinus sp. IW2-2015
Lineage: Eukaryota; Metazoa; Chordata; Actinopteri; Salmoniformes; Salmonidae
Gene: znf277
Product: zinc finger protein 277
Source: RefSeq, a predicted model, not a curated record
CAGCAUUGGAGUAUGUGCUGAUAGUGUGGGCAGUAUGAUAGGGAAAGAGAGACUGAGAAUAGGGGAGAAUGGGAUACAGUAAUUGAGUUUAAGUAGCAUACUGAGUUGAACAUCGUUAGAUACAAUCACAAAUAUUUUGUUAUAUUUUUUAAGAGAAACGUUAUUUUGUUAUAUUUUUUAAGAGAAACGUAGCUGGCAGAUAGGAUUCAGUUCCUCCCAAUAAAGUAGGUGGCGGUAAUGCUCCACAACGUUGGAUGCCAACUGCCGAUAAACGCCAAAGAAGAACACCAGCCGUACCGCUGAUAAACCGAACAGAAGAGCGUCAGCUGUAUUGACCACGUGACAUUUGAAGAUGGCUGCCUGCAUGGAGAGAAAAAUAAAUUCAGAUGAACAGGAGUGGAUACUGGAGCCUCUGUGUUUCCCUGAGCAGCCUGCUACAGACAUCGGCACCAACUCAUCCUCUCAUCAUGACAUGGAGGUGGUGACCUGUGUGCUCUGCUCUCACUCCGCCCCUUUGUCAGAGAAGGACCGCCUCCUAAAGCACCUAGUACUGGAGCACAAGCUGGUCAUCGCUGAUGUCAAACUCAUCGCUGACUUUCCUAAAUACAUGGAAUACUGGAAGAACAGAAUCUCUGAGAAACCCAUCACAGAUUUCUGCAGUGUGAUCAAGACUAACUCGCAGGGCCCUGUUGAAAAACAGGAGCAUUACUUCCUUCUGUGUGAUGUCCUGCCAGAGGACAGGGUCCUCAGAGAACAUCUCCAACAGAAACGACUGGAGGAGAUCCUGGAGCAGCAGCAGAGGGAGAGGGAUGACGACAGCUUCCAGCGCAUCUGCAUGUUCUGCAAUGACGAGUUCACUGGGAACAGGUCGUCACUGCUCAACCACAUGGCCAGGGAGCACUCGUUCAGCGUGGGACUGCCUGACAACAUAGUGUACUGCGUAGAGUUCCUUGACCACCUACAGAGCAAACUGGAUAAUCUGCAGUGCCUGUAUUGUGAGAAAACAUUCAGAGACAAGAUGACACUGAAGGAUCACAUGAGAAAGAAACAGCACCGCAGAAUCAAUGGCAACAACAGCGAGUAUGACUGCUUCUACAUCAUCAACUACCUGGAGCUGGGGAAAACAUGGGAAGAGGUCCAAUCUGAGGAUGAUCGGGAGAUGGAGGAUGAAGAUGAUGAUUGGUCAGACUGGCAGGCUCACCCAGUGUGUGCUGUGUGCCUGUUCUGUGAGCAGCAGUCAGAGAGCAUGGAGAAGAUCUACACACACAUGGAGGAAAGCCACGGAUUUGAUCUGCACAAGUUGAAGACCGAACUCAAUCUGCGGUUCUACCAGCAGGUCAAACUGGUAAACUACAUCAGACGAGAGAUCCACCAGUGCCGUUGCUACGGUUGCCAGGAAAAGUUUGGGUCCAAACCUGAGGUUAUACGUCAUGUAAUGGAGGCAGGUCACGUGAUGCAGCUACCAGAGACGUCAACCUGGGACCAACCACACCCAUUCUCCAAUCCAGGUAUUACUUCCCCACCUAUGAGAACGACGCCCUCCUCUGUGCCUUGUCGGACAGUGACAGUGAAUCAGAACACACAGGCCCUUGGGGAGACGUCCCUGUCAUAGCUGAGGACAUCUCUAACCUGAAAGUCCUGAAGCAGACUAGCGUCCUCAGCCACCUUCUGAAGAACACAGACAGCUCUAGUUAAAAAGCUGGAUGGAUGGACCAAUGAUGUUAUAAACUCAGUGGAGGAUGCUCAGGGGAGAACGGCUCAUAGAGGGACACAGUGCAACAACUUCUUGCUUCGCUGUAUCUCCAACAAGCCAGUGAUGCUCAUCACACUGUGCACUUAGCAGACCAGCACGCAUGUGCAGAAAUGAACAUGGCCUGUUUCACAAGAAUUUCCUGAGCCUGGACUACAUUUAUGUAUGAUUUAAUGUCGUACAUGGUGAUUUGUACCAAGUAUAACAUACCUGCAGGUGGAUUUAAGUUUCAUACAGUAUGAUUGCUGACAAACGUGACCUCACUGCAGAGAUGUGACAAUUGCUGAAUGUAAAUAAACAUUAUGAAUAUACUAUAA